Messenger RNA from Nannizzia gypsea CBS 118893, 621 nucleotides. RefSeq lists its product as hypothetical. Lineage: Eukaryota; Fungi; Ascomycota; Eurotiomycetes; Onygenales; Arthrodermataceae. Bases 1 to 621 code for a protein of 206 amino acids. The record is from RefSeq and is a predicted model, not a curated record. The transcript is spliced from 3 exons.
AUGUUCACUACCCAGCUCCUGGUCCUUCUCGCCUUUGGCAUGAGUAUUGUCUCUGCCCAUUUCCGCGUCGAAUACCCUUACUGGCGAGGGGACUCCUUCAAAUCACAGUACACUCGUCCAUGCGGCGGCGUCAACGUCACCACGAAUCGUACUCAAUGGCCUGUCGAUGGCGGUGCUAUCCUCUUCAAACCUACUCACCACUGGGCUUUGACCUACGUCAACUUGGGCCUAGGAGAUGAUGAUUCUAUUAUCUUCAACUACACGCUUGUCCAGGCCUUCAACCAGACCGGCAACGGCACCUUUUGUUUCCCAAAGAUUCCCAUUCCAGCAGACUUGGGUAUAAGAGAUGGAACAAAUGCAAGUUUGCAAAUUGUGCAGGCGUCAACGAAUGGUGCGGCACUGUACAAUUGCAUGGAUAUCACAUUCUCCAGUUCACCUCGGAACGUCCUUGCCCAGGAUAUGUGUGUCAACUCUACCGGAGUUGGCGGCGUGGCUAUCACCUCAGCUCCCGCUUCUGGAGAGGGGAAACUAUCCAGUGGAGGUGCCAUCUCUAAUGCAGGUGUUUCUGGCAUGGGAGCUACUGCCUUACUUGCCAUGGUUGUUGCUAGCUUGCUCAUUUAG